Ophidiomyces ophidiicola is the source of this 1341-nucleotide messenger RNA. RefSeq lists its product as uncharacterized. Gene Ontology annotation, cellular component: endoplasmic reticulum. The record is from RefSeq and is a predicted model, not a curated record. Gene Ontology annotation, molecular function: calcium ion binding. Gene Ontology annotation, biological process: endoplasmic reticulum calcium ion homeostasis. Lineage: Eukaryota; Fungi; Ascomycota; Eurotiomycetes; Onygenales; Onygenaceae. The coding region runs from base 1 to 1341 and encodes 446 amino acids. The transcript is spliced from 3 exons.
AUGUCUGGUCUGUUUCAAAAUUUGCUGAAAGGCGGAUCGCAAGGCCCAGCCGCGGGAGCUUCGAAGCAAGAGGAUACAGACUUCGCCGAAUUCGCCGUACCAUCUCAGCAGUCCGGCUCGCCGAUUUCCGCGGCCACAGACCCCCGUUCGACCCUCGAAGCGCCAGGAAGCAACGUGCCGUACACAAGAUGGUAUCGCGUAUGGGAGCGGACGUCGCCAAAGGACUUCAUGCAAGAAGCAUUUGUUCUUCCAUUUAUUAUUUUUAUUGUCAUUUUCCAUAUAUGGGGAACCCGAAAGAACCGCAGCAAGGCUAAGGCGUGGGCGCAAGCUCAUAUCCCAGUUUUGCACAAUGAGUUUGCUGUUGUGGGUUUCAAAAGUGUGCGAAGGGGCGCUGGACUCAAGGAUCUUUCAUCCUCAGAGGACCUAAUGAUUGAUGAUAGCUUACUGAAGGAGAAUGCCGCAAAUGAGUUUUCUACGUACGCAACCGGACGGCAAAAUGUCGCGUUUGUGGAUAUCUCGAUCCAGCUAUGGAAACGAUAUAACCCUGCGUUUAUGAUAGGUGAUUCCAUUAUGGGUCUAUUUUUCGAAUCCCUAUCCACCCCAGCAGAAAAAAUUGAGAUCACUGCCUACCCGUUCGACGGCAAAGAAAAGGACAUGGUUCCAGCACCCCCAGCGGAAAAAGAGCAGUUGACCAAAGGAAACAAUUCUGCCUUUGAUGGAUUUGUUUUUGCCAUUGUGCAUAAAAAUGCCAUGCGCAAAUUGAGAGAGGAUCGAUAUGAUGUUUCCUUAACAUUCACAAAGGACAAUGCGAAACUCCCAGGCUGGAUUACAGUAAUGAGCGAGAGUGCGGAGAUUACAGAUAUUAUUCUUACCAAUGAACUCAUUAAGGCCGUUGAAGAUGCUGGCGAUGACUUCGAAUACUUGCUCAUCACCGAUCAACCUGCAGAUAAGCCAAACACGGUCGAGGAGGUUACAUCGCGCAAGCGCACCAUGCUCUCCAUGCGUGUGCCAUCAUCCACAUCGUCCACUGCAUAUGCUUCUUCACUUCCCCUUUUCCAUCUCUUCCUUCGUCUUAACGAUCGACUUGCCUCUGCUGCUCGGUUCCGUCAAGAAGUCCUCCGUAAACUCCGCGCCACUCGAGAAGACGAACUACGCAAGCUGCGACGCGCCAGCGAAGAAGAGAAGGCUGAAGAACGCAAAGCUGCUGCCGAAAAAUCAAAGAAAGAAGAGCGGGACAAACUCUUACGUGGUAUGUCUGCGGAAGAGCAGAGGAAAUAUCUAGAGAAGGAAAAGGAAAGAGAGACGAAGAGGGAGAUGAAGAAGCAUUCCAGGAGAGCUUGA